Messenger RNA from Larimichthys crocea (large yellow croaker), 1974 nucleotides. RefSeq names its product protein phosphatase 1, catalytic subunit, gamma isozyme. The coding region runs from base 407 to 1378 and encodes 323 amino acids. Gene Ontology annotation, molecular function: protein serine/threonine phosphatase activity. The record is from RefSeq and is a predicted model, not a curated record. Gene Ontology annotation, cellular component: nucleus; cytoplasm. Lineage: Eukaryota; Metazoa; Chordata; Actinopteri; Sciaenidae. The transcript has 7 exons.
CUGUCUCCAUCCGGUACAGCAGGGGGCGGCAGCAGAGCAGCAGCCGGCAGCAGCGUGCUGGAAGCGGCUGGCUCGCUGUACAAGGUGCGGCAGAGACCAACAGAAACAGAAAACGGGGCGUCCGAGGCUAGCACACGGCUAGUGCGACUGACGUUUAUUUUUAUUUAGUCCUUGUUUUUCUCGACAAAAGCCAACACUGGAUGUAGGUUUCUUUCUUCUUUUUUUAACUAUCAUGUCGACGUAGUUUGUUAGACUGAGCGUGAAGGAGCAGCUGAAGAGGAGCCGGGCACAGCAUCAAGAAUCAACCAGGCUAACAUUAGGCAGCUAAUGCCAGGACAGCUAGCGGGCUAGCUUUCAAGACCUACAUUUGACUGUAUCACUUUUAUUUACUCGCAUUAACGCUGAAAUGGCUGAUGUGGACAAACUCAACAUAGACAGCAUCAUCCAGCGUCUUUUAGAAGUCAGAGGAGCAAAGCCUGGCAAGAACGUGCAGCUGCAGGAGAAUGAGAUCCGCGGAUUGUGCCUCAAGUCCAGGGAGAUCUUUCUCAGUCAGCCCAUCCUGCUGGAGCUGGAGGCCCCCCUCAAGAUAUGUGGUGACAUCCACGGGCAAUACUAUGACCUACUGAGGCUGUUUGAAUACGGGGGCUUCCCUCCAGAGAGCAACUACCUGUUCCUGGGCGAUUACGUAGACAGGGGGAAGCAGUCUCUGGAAACCAUCUGUCUCCUGCUCGCAUACAAAAUCAAAUAUCCAGAGAACUUCUUCCUGCUGAGGGGAAACCACGAGUGUGCUUCAAUUAACAGAAUAUACGGUUUCUAUGAUGAGUGUAAAAGAAGGUACAACAUCAAACUCUGGAAGACCUUCACAGAUUGUUUUAACUGCCUACCUAUUGCCGCCAUCGUCGAUGAGAAGAUCUUUUGCUGCCACGGAGGACUGUCACCUGACCUUCAGUCCAUGGAGCAGAUCAGACGCAUCAUGCGCCCCACUGACGUGCCCGACCAGGGUCUGCUGUGCGACUUGCUCUGGUCUGACCCAGACAAGGAUGUUUUGGGCUGGGGGGAGAACGACAGGGGUGUCUCAUUUACCUUUGGCUCAGAGGUGGUGGCCAAGUUCCUGCACAAGCACGACCUGGAUCUGAUCUGUCGUGCCCAUCAGGUUGUUGAGGACGGCUAUGAAUUUUUCGCUAAGAGGCAACUCGUCACUUUGUUCUCAGCGCCUAACUAUUGUGGGGAGUUUGACAAUGCUGGUGCCAUGAUGAGCGUGGACGAGACCCUCAUGUGCUCUUUUCAGAUUCUGAAACCAGCUGAGAAGAAAAAGCCCAACGGCAGCCGUCCCGUGACUCCUCCUCGCAACAUGGUCACCAAGCAAGCCAAGAAAUGAGUGUGUGGGGAGGGAGGGGGUGACAAAUGGCCAGAGUCUCACUCCACUGUUCUGCUUUCGUCUUCUGCAUUUGAAGGAUUGGUUAACCUUCAUGCUGCCAAUACUGAAAAGAUAUUCACUCCUACACGAUGAAAGCAAAAUAUUUAGUUGUUUUGGUCACAGGGGUAAAUUGAUAUGUCACCAUGAAAAACCUCAGGUGUUUUGCACUCAUUUUGCAGCUAGUCUUUGCCACAUAUGACUGUUCAAUCAGGAAAAAUGUAACAAUACGGCUACUUAUGCACAGGAAUGCCUUGUUUGAAGCUGUGCACAAUUUUUCCAGUUUAUUUUAUGUAUUUUAUUCAUUUGUCAUCCUUUUUCUCACUGUCAGUAAUGGAUAUUAAUAACUAUAAAACCAAUGGGGAAAAAGUCACAAACACCUGUUUACUUCUGUAAAACUUUUAUUUACCGUUUAUUUACAGUCAGUGUCAGAGGAUAUUGACUUUACACUGCAUUAUCACAUUUUUAAACAAGUCUUGUGCUAAAUUAAAUGAAUAAAAAAAGCACUCUUGUAAUGUCUAAAUCUUUCUAAUAAACUUUGAGUGUAUUUUAGGGGGGAA